This is a messenger RNA of Onthophagus taurus, 2187 nucleotides long. RefSeq names its product putative tRNA (uracil-O(2)-)-methyltransferase. The record is from RefSeq and is a predicted model, not a curated record. NCBI's taxonomy places the organism in Eukaryota, Metazoa, Arthropoda, Insecta, Coleoptera, Scarabaeidae. Gene Ontology annotation, biological process: tRNA methylation. Gene Ontology annotation, molecular function: metal ion binding; tRNA (uridine) methyltransferase activity.
UUAAUUUUAGAUAAAUAAAAACGUUUAAAUUUUUCUCUACGAAACGUCUUGGUAAAUCUCCAAAAGUUAUUUUUAAGUACUGGAUGAAAAAUUGAGGUUAAGAAAUUGAAAAAGUGUGGUUAAGUUUAUCUGUCAUGUGGAGGAUUGAAAGAUUUUUUUCAACGAAACCUUCUGUUGAUUCACCAAAAGCUGUUUUUAAGUAUUUGAUGAGAGAGUGUGAGAAAUUACCUAAAGGACCACAAGAACAUUAUAAGUUUCAAAUAAAACAGAGUUAUAAACAAUAUAAAGAUGAAACUGAUCCUGCUAAAAUCGAACAGUUAAUAUUGAGAUCUUAUCAUGAUAUUGAUUGGCUUAUGAAGAAGUAUUUAAAUAAAUAAUAAGAUGGAUAUUCCUUUAAUUACGAGUGGUUGUACUGUAUCUUUAGAUAAAUAUUGGGAAUCUGUUAUGGUUUGUCACAAUAGACCUCAAUUAGUCAACAAAAAAUUAAUGGGUGUUACUCAAGCUUAUUUUUAUUCAGUACAAUCAUCUCUUACAAACUUAUUGGAGUUUUUAACACGUUCUGCAAUUCUUUAUGAAACCAUGAAGUUACCACAAUUAACCAAAAGUAACAUUUGUAAUCUCAUAAACGAUAUCUUGAAACCUUAUGAUAAAAACUUGGUUCUUUAUGAAAUUGAUUUAAAUGAUUUUAAUUCAUCAACAUCAGGAAUUUUUAUUUCUUUAAGAAUUCUAAUUCCAAAACUAUCAAUACAUAAAAAAUGCGUAGAAAUUGUUGUAUUGAAUAAAAAUAAAAAUAUUGCAAGCUUUAUAGCUGGUAUGGAGUCAAAUGAAAACAUAGCACCUAACUUUCUUUAUAAUUUAGAAUUGAUGUCUUCAAACCAUGUUCGUUGUACAGUUAACAACUUUGAAGAUGCUGAUACAAACAGUGCUAAUUGGUUAGUUGAUAAAUUAUUUAUGAAAUUGAUUAAAUGGGCUCAAGAAGAAUUAAAAGAACCACCACAAGAAUCUGUUAAAUUAAUUUCCAUAGAUGCAUAUUUUGAUUUGUAUGUCAAUUUAAAAGAAAAAUAUGGAAAAGAUAUGGUUAAGAUUUGGCCUGAAAAUACGGAUCCUCUUAAAUUUGUUUAUGAAGAUAUAGCGAUUGCCACAUAUUUAAUAUGUUUAUGGAACACCUUAAAAACAUCUAAAAAACCAUCAUUUGUUGAUCUAGGGUGUGGAAAUGGUUUGUUAGUUUUUAUUUUAUCACAAGAAGGUUACAAUGGUUUUGGUAUUGAUGUAAGAAAAAGAAAAAUUUGGGAUUUAUACCCUAAAAGUGUAAUUUUAAAAGAAAAAACUAUCAUUCCCUCAUCAAACUAUUUAUUUCCCGAAAUUGGUUGGAUAAUUGGCAAUCACUCUGACGAAUUAACACCUUGGAUUCCGGUUAUUGCUUCAAGAAGUUCAUACAAAACGAAUUUUUUUCUUCUUCCUUGUUGUAGUUAUGAUUUCUCUGGGAAAAAAUAUUCUAGAUUAAACACUUCGAAAAGUGUUUAUAAUGAAUAUAUUGAGUACAUUGAGGGGAUUUCAAAAACUAGUGGAUUCAAUGUUAAAAUUGACAAAUUAAAAAUUCCUUCAACUAAAAGAACUUGUUUAAUUAGUUUUGGAAGAACAUAUAAAAAUGAUAGAAAUCAAUUUGCUAUGAUAGAUCAAAAAUUGGAUGAUCUCAUAAAAAGUAAAACAACUUUAAAUCAAUUUGAAUUAGAUGAUGGAGUUAGUUCAUAUGGUGAUUUUAAACCACGACCUCAAGAGGAAAAAGUGAGAAAUUGCACUAAAAUCAAUAGAAAUGUUGUAAAUAGAGUCGUUUUAAAAAUAGUUAAUAAACUAUUAGAAGAGAAAAACUAUUUAAAAGGAUAUAAUGGAAAUUGGAAUUGUGGUGGAUCUUUUUCAAUCAAAGACUUAACUGGUUCUAUUUCAAAAGACGAUCUGAAAGAAUUAAAAAAUAAUUGUGGUGGGUUACAAACGUUGAUGAGAAAUCACCGAUAUAUUUUUGAGGUUGAGAAAGGUUAUGUGAAAAUAAGAGUUCCUUCUACUUUUGACAAAGUUGCCAAGUACAAAGAGAAGCUUUGUUGGUUUUUUAAUAAUCAUCCAGAUGGAUGUUUACAUAGUUUUGGUGAUUGUUGUUAUAAUCAUGUUUCAAUAAAGGAUUCAUAAUUAAUA